CCUACCUGGUGAUCCUCACCAGGAGAGCCAUCAAAUGGUCCAAACUUCUAAAGGGCGGCGGUGGUGUCCAGAGGAGCAUGACCGUGAAGCGCUACAUUCGCAAGGGCGUCCCACUAGAGCACCGGGCCCGCGUCUGGAUGGGGGUGAGCGGAGCCCAGGCCCAGAUGGACCGGAACCCCGGCUACUACCAGCGCCUCCUGCAGGGGGAGCGGAGCGCCAGCCUGGAGGAGGCCAUUCGGACAGGCUCUCACAAGUGCAGAGUCCUCAGAAAAACGGGGAGCCUCUGUCCCCUUUACACACGAAGCCCCCCAGCCCUGGCUCCACCGUCUGCUCCCUGUCUCUACAUGAGCAGGACCUUCCCCGACAACGUGCGCUUCCGGAAGGACGCGGAGCCUUGCCUGCAGGGGCCCCUGUACAAUGUGCUGCUGGCCUACGGGUGCCACAACCACGGCGUGGGCUACUGCCAGGGGAUGAACUUCAUCGCUGGGUAUCUGAUCCUGGUGACUAAGAGUGAGGAAGAAGCCUUCUGGCUGUUGGACGCCCUGGUGGGCAGAAUACUCCCAGCAGACUACUACAGCCCCUCGAUGCUGGGCCUGAAGACGGACCAGGAGGUGCUCGGGGAGUUGGUGAGGCUGAAGCUGCCGGCGGUGGCGGCGCUGAUGGACGGCCAUGGCGUGCUCUGGACCCUGGUCGCGUCCCGCUGGUUCAUCUGCCUGUUCGUGGAUGUCCUGCCCGUGGAGACGGUGCUGCGUGUCUGGGACUGCCUGUUCAGUGAGGGGUCCAAGAUCCUCUUCCGAGUGGCCCUGACCCUCCUCAAGCAUCACCAGGCUUCCAUCCUGGAGGCCACCAGCGUCCCCGACCUCUGUGAGAAGUUCAAGGAAAUCACCCAGGGGCGUUUCGUGACCGAGUGCCACAGCUUCAUGCAGAGAAUAUUUUCGGAGCCUGGCAGCCUGUCCAAGGCCAGCAUCACACGGCUGCGGGAGCGCUGCAGGGCGCGGCUGCUGGUGCAGGGCUGAUGCCUCGAGCUGCCACCUCCGGCUGGAGCAGUCACUGGCGACUGAGCGGUCCUUCUGUACAUGCUCUUCACUGGGAGCUGUCUGUUGUUUCUAAAUACACAUUUUCACCUGAGAUGCUGA
Odocoileus virginianus texanus is the source of this 1136-nucleotide messenger RNA. NCBI's taxonomy places the organism in Eukaryota, Metazoa, Chordata, Mammalia, Artiodactyla, Cervidae. The record is from RefSeq and is a predicted model, not a curated record.